UUUACGGCACCGUGACGUCACGCACAUUGCUCAGCAGAAGAGCCCCGCUGCACGAAACUUACGGCUGCAGAUGUGUAGCCCGGGAUUAAGCGACACAACGCAGACUGGCAAAUCAAUGGAAAACACACAACGUCAUGAAAGAGAUUGACACUGAGGGGGGCGAGAAAGAUGACAACUGUGAAGAAAAUGAAGAGGAGGCUCCAAUGAGGCGUAGCUUCUCGGUAGAGGACCUCCUUGAUGAGGUGGAGAAGAUCUGUUACGAUGCCUCGGGGACAUCAAAGGUGGAGAUGGUGGUGAGGCUGUGGAAGGACGGCUUCACUGUGAACGAUGAGGAGUUUCGCAGCUACACCAUACCAGAGAAUCAGGACUUCCUGGAUGCCAUCAAGAGGGGGGAGCUUCCGGCGGAGUGGGAGAGCAGAGCCGAGGAGGAGGAGCUGGAGAUCAGUGUGGAGGACCUCACGGAGGAAAAUUAUGUUCCCAGGAAAAAGGCCUUUCACCCCUUCAGCGGCCGAGGGUAUCGACUUGGCAGUGUUGCACCCAGAGUAGUGGCCAGGUCACCAUCUGUGCACGAGGAUGGAGAAUCUCCUCCUAUUCCCAUGGUAACACUAGACCACGCCCUUCCUGUCACCUCCCUGCAGAUCUGGUUGGCUGACGGCAGGAGAUUGGUGCAGAGGUUUAACCUAUCGCAUCGGAUCACAGAUGUUCAAGAUUUCGUGGCACGCUGCCAGAGGAGCUGCCCACCUUUUGUCCUGACGACAUCAGUUCCUUUCCGAGAGCUUGACGACAAAGAAUUGAGCCUAGAACAAGCCGACUUGGCCAACGCUGUCAUCGUCCAGAGACCCCUGAACACACAGUCUGCGUUUGGACAUUCCUGACUAAAAAGGCUCCCCCGUAAUUCCCACAGCACGCCACUUACUCCCGUCACUGACCCCUCACCAUGAUUGCAGUCUCAAGGCCUUCUAUAAGCUAUAAUCUUAAUUUAUUCUGCAGUUUGUGCUGCACUUGAUGAUUGUUACAUAUUAAUCUCAGUGUGGGAUUAUCCACAGCCUAAUGGAGAUGUCGCCAGCUCGUCACCACCACAGGUGCUGGAAUGCUGUCGUCAACACUAUGUCUUCUCCCUCUGGAGGACAGUCUUUAACUUCCAACAGAAAGCCCCAAACCCCCAAACACCCGUGCAGAUGGUCAACCAUGUGUGUCCAUCUGUUGGUCUUACCCUCCCUCCUUCCUUCACACACACGUGCACAAUACCACCACCAGCACCACCAACCAACUCUCUAAAGUCUUCCCAAACUGUGAUCACCAGUUUUUCUGCACUAUUUACAGUGGAUAAAAUAAGGGGCUGAUAUCUCAAUUUUGAGUUUACAAUUAUAUUUAAUGGACAUGCGAUGUUUUGUUUGCACAUUUAUUACAAUUUAAAAAGAGAACAGACGACAGCUUGUUACUUGUGCUGGCCUAGUAAUUGUUUCGCCUUUUUUUUUUUGCAUUUGUUUGUGAACAUUUGCCUUUGUUCUUGGGUCGGGGUAUUUAAUUCAGAAUGUAUAAUGUAUUAUUUCAUUUGACUGCAUUCUUUAAAGACAUAUCACACAUCAAGGUACAAUAAAAAUCCUCCUCAAAGUUA
Epinephelus moara (kelp grouper) is the source of this 1618-nucleotide messenger RNA. RefSeq names its product UBX domain protein 2A (gene ubxn2a). Lineage: Eukaryota; Metazoa; Chordata; Actinopteri; Perciformes; Serranidae. Gene Ontology annotation, biological process: Golgi organization; autophagosome assembly; proteasome-mediated ubiquitin-dependent protein catabolic process. The transcript is spliced from 7 exons. Bases 135 to 875 code for a protein of 246 amino acids. The record is from RefSeq and is a predicted model, not a curated record. Gene Ontology annotation, cellular component: cytosol; nucleus. Gene Ontology annotation, molecular function: ubiquitin binding.